Molecule: messenger RNA, 363 nt
Organism: Ilex paraguariensis (yerba mate)
Lineage: Eukaryota; Viridiplantae; Streptophyta; Magnoliopsida; Aquifoliales; Aquifoliaceae
Source: the annotation of a GenBank genome assembly
AUGCGGGCCCUCGUGGAAGAAGAGAAACUUGAUUCAUUCAACAUUCCUCAGUACACAUCGUCCCCAUCAGAAGUAAAAUCUGAGGUCGAAAUGGAAGGAUAUUUUGGAAUCGACCGCCUUGAGGUUUUUGAAAUCAACUGGAAUGCCUACAACGAUAAAUCAUCGGACUUCUAUAAGGACGGUGCAUACAAUGUUGCAAAGUGCAUGAGAGCUGUGGCUGAACCCUUGCUUCUCAGUCACUUUAGUGCAGCGAUAAUUGAUGAGGUGUUCAGCAGGUACAGGAAGAUUGUGGCUAAUAUAAUGUCCAAAGAGAGAACUGAGUUCAUCAAUGUCACUGUUGCAAUGACUAAAAAGGGGUGGUGA